CUCUCCCAUUCUCCCUCCCCCCUCCCCCCUAUAAAUAUAUAUAUAUUUAGCUCCGAGGGGUUUGCCAUUUUAGUGUGUUCUGAGUCACUCUCUGUCAAACUCUUUUCAAUUCACAGCCUGAGCUCUUUUGGGUGGUCAAAGCCCUCCAUGGAUUCUCAGGUCUUGGUGGCUCUCGUACUCUCACUUGUGGGUGGAUUGAGUACUUCUCUGGGUGCUCUUUUCGUAAUUCUCAAUGAGGCUCCCAAUUUGAAGAUGCUUGGGCUUUUACAGGGUUUUGCUGCAGGUCUGAUGCUAAGCAUAUCAUUCCUUGAUUUGGCUCACAAUGCUAUAAACUCAAUAGGAUUUUUAAAAGCCAACUUAUGGUUUUUUGCUGGUGUGUUAUUCUUUGCUGUAAUUGCCAAUUUUAUUCCGGAACCAUCACUUGCUCCUAGUUCAGAUGUGAAAAGUAAAAAGAAAGGCGGGGAUGAAGGAGGAAAAGACACUUUGAAGAAGCAUCGCCGUCAAGUAUUAUUCAGUGGAAUUGUUACAGCAAUAGGCAUAAGUUUGCACAACUUUCCUGAAGGAAUGGCAGUGUUCCUUGGAUCAAUGAAGGGCCUCCGUGUUGGUGUCAAUUUGGCUUUGGCUAUUGCCUUGCACAAUAUCCCAGAGGGAGUUGCUGUUGCACUUCCUGUCUACUUUGCAACACAGAGCAAAUGGCAGGCGUUCAAAUUGGCGACACUUUCUGGUCUUGCUGAACCUUUGGGUGUUAUAAUUGUAGCCUAUCUAUUCCCGAGCAGCUUGAAUCCAGAAAUUCUUGAAGGCCUUCUAGGAGCAGUUGGCGGAGUGAUGGCUUUUUUAACUCUGCAUGAGAUGCUGCCCUUGGCAUUUGAUUAUGCAGGGCAGAAGCAAGCUAUCAAGGCUGUGUUUUUGGGAAUGGCUUUCAUGUCUGCAAGCCUAUACUUCCUUGAAAUCAGCCUACCUGCGGAAAUGAGCUUGUAGCUGUUUUCCACUGCUAUUUUACAGUGUUGUACAUUUCUGUACUGCCAUGCACGAUAGUCCUCAACUGGUGCUUGUAAUCGGCACCGAAUAGCUUGUAAUACUGAUGUUCGAUUUCAUUUCAGCCUAGAGGAGAUUUACUAUUGCCCAAAGAUAGCAGUUUGAUCAUAUUUAAGAUGCUAGAAACCUUGCAAUUAAAUGUAAAGUGACUAGUAUAUGAGACUCGAUUUCUUUAAUCAACUUCAGUCUCCUUUUCUUCA
Messenger RNA from Rosa rugosa (rugosa rose), 1235 nucleotides. Its product is annotated as zinc transporter ZTP29. Gene Ontology annotation, cellular component: membrane. NCBI's taxonomy places the organism in Eukaryota, Viridiplantae, Streptophyta, Magnoliopsida, Rosales, Rosaceae. Gene Ontology annotation, biological process: zinc ion transmembrane transport. The transcript is spliced from 12 exons. The coding region runs from base 148 to 978 and encodes 276 amino acids. Gene Ontology annotation, molecular function: zinc ion transmembrane transporter activity. The record is from RefSeq and is a predicted model, not a curated record.